Molecule: messenger RNA, 3446 nt
Organism: Cornus florida
Lineage: Eukaryota; Viridiplantae; Streptophyta; Magnoliopsida; Cornales; Cornaceae
Product: disease resistance protein RPM1-like
Exons: 1
Coding region: 519-3131 (870 amino acids)
Biological process (GO): defense response to other organism
Molecular function (GO): ADP binding
Source: RefSeq, a predicted model, not a curated record
AUAGUUGAUCAGUGUCAAAAAGUGAGUCCAUCACUGAAAAAGCAGAUUCCUCAGAAAAUGGAUUCCAGCUCAAAAGCAACAAUAGUGGCGUGUCAAAUCGUAGAGGAGGUAUAAAAAUCAAUUAAAUAAAUAUGAUACCAACUUACCCAGUCCAACUUUCUAUCCCAAUCAACUCGUAAAUUUCUUACUAAUUGCCAUUAUCUUCAACUUCAAAUUGCUACACUUAAUUGUGUAGUUCUAUCAUUGCGGGACACAGUGUAGGGAGCAAAAGGAGACAAUGCACUAGACUUAAUUGUGUUGUAUUCGGUUCAUCUGUUCCUUUUUCUUUUAUCAUUUGGCUCCCCACUCUCUUUCCUCUUUUUAUUCCAAACAAAGUUUUUCCACACAAUUGAGAAAUGAUCUGAAAUUCCUUCUGCCUUUUACUUACUAAAAUUCAUACCAAGAUUGAGGACUCUUGUAAUCGAUCUAUUAUUGUCUCUCUAUUGUUGUCUUGGGAGAAAUUAAGAAGAUCUGAGAGAAUGGCUGAGAGUGUAGUAGCUUUUUUGCUCAAUCACUUGGACAUCUUCCUUCAACAAGAGUCGAGCCUCUUGGGAGGAAUAAGGGAAGAAGCUGAGUCCAUCAGAGAUGAAUUGGUGCGCAUGAGGGCUUUCCUCAGAGUAGCUGAUGAAAAACAAGAUAUUGACCCACAGCUCCAAGCAUGGGUUGACCAAGUUCGUGAUGUUGCCCAUGACACCGAAGAUGUGCUUGACGAAUUCAUGCUCCGCUUCUCACGUUAUCAUGGGGAUGGAUUCUAUGGUUUUCUUCGUAAGAUUUGUUGCUCUAUUAAGAACUUGAAAGCACGCCGUCGAAUUGCUUCUCGGAUACACAGAAUCAAGUGUAGAGUGAGUCAAAUUGCCGAGGGACAUCAAAACUACAGCACUGUCUCAGAGCAAGGCUCGACCUCCACCACUGUCAACAACACAUGGUAUGAUCGUCGAGGUGAUGCACUUCUACUGGAAGAGGCUGAGCUUGUGGGCAUGGAUGGGCGCAAGAAGCAGCUGAUUGGGUGGCUUGUGGAGGACAGUCCAAGACUCAAAGUCGUUUCGGUGGUGGGGAUGGGGGGUAUGGGAAAAACCACCCUAGUAAAGAAAGUCUAUGAUGAUAUGGAGGUGAAGAAUCAUUUCCAAUGCCAUGCUUGGAUCACUGUUUCUCAAUCAUUUAAUCUCAGAGAGCUUCUCCAAGAUGUAAUUCGGAAACUCUUCGAUGAAGCCAAGCAACAGGCCCCUCAAAGAUUGGAUACCAUGGACAGCAAUGACUUGAAAGCGGAAAUCAAAGAUUUCCUUCAACAGAGAAGGUACGUGCUUGUUUUAGAUGAUGUAUGGCAAAUACAUGCAUGGGAUGCUUUGAAAUAUGCAUUCCCUGACAACAAUAGUGGCAGCCGAAUACUGCUCACGACGCGCAUUGUUGAUGUCGCUUCUACGUCUUGUGUAGAAUCUCCUGAUCACAUCUAUACUAUGAAACCAUUGUCCCCAGAAGAGUCUUGGACUCUGUUCUGUAGGAAGACAUUCCAAGGUAACCACUGCCCUGAACUUUUAAAGGAACUCUCACGAAGUAUCUUACAAAAGUGUGAGGGCUUGCCACUUGCGGUUGUGGCAAUUAGUGGUGUUUUGGCUACCAAAGACAAAAGUAGAGUGGAUGAUUGGGAAUUAUUUUACCGCAGGCUUGGUGAUGCUCAGUUAGAAGUCCACGACAAACUUGAGAGCAUGAAAAAUAUACUCUCUCUGAGUUACUAUGAUUUGCCUUGCUAUCUAAAAAUAUGUUUUUUGUAUUUGGGUUUAUUCCCUGAGGAUUACGAGAUUGAGCGCAUGAGAUUGAUUCGACUGUGGAUCGCAGAAGGAUUUGUGAAAGAGGAAGGGCGAGUGACAAUGGAAGAAGUUGCUGAAGGCUAUCUCAAAGAGCUUAUUAAUAGAAGCUUGGUCCAAGUGGCAAAGAGAGAUAAUUUUGGAAGGCUCAAAGAGUGUCGUAUCCAUGACCUUUUCCGUGAAGUAAUUACUUCAAAGUCAAGAGAACAAAACAUUGCAGCCAUGGUAAGCAAAGAAAGCACAACGUGGCCCGAAAAAGUUCGGCGCCUGUCAAUUCAGUACACCUUGGGGAACUUGCAGCAGACAAAUCGUUUUCCUCAACUCCGUUCCUUGCUCAUGUUCUCGGUGGAAGAACCUAUAUCCAAGUCGUUGAAUCCUAUAUUAUUCAAUGGUGGGGUUAGGUUGUUAAGGGUUUUGGACCUGAGGGGUGCUUCUUUGAAGAUACUUCCAAAUGAAGUUGGCAAACUAUUUCAUCUCAGGUAUUUAAGCUUGAGGGGAACAGAGGUUGAAACGCUUCCGAAAUCCAUAGGUAAGCUUGAAAAUCUUGAAACUUUGGAUCUCAAAUACACUAAUGUAACUGAGUUGCCUGUUCAGAUUCUAAAGCUCCAACGUCUUCGUCAUCUCUUGGUGUACAACUACAACUUGGAUACAUAUGGCUUUAAAGCAAUAGUGGGAAUAGAAGGUUUGUCUUCCUUACAAAAACUCUGUUUUAUUGAAGCGAACCAUGAGAAUGGUAGAAUUGUAAUGGGAGAGCUAGGGAGACUGACCCAGUUGAGGAGAUUGGGGAUUACGGAGUUGAGAAGGGAGGAUGGGAAGGCUUUGUGCUCCUCUCUUGAAAAGCUGAGUAACCUUCAAUCAUUGGACAUAAGUUCUGUAGAACGGAUGGAGGGGAUUGUUGAUAUUCAACAAUUGUCUUCUCCUCCUGGGUCUCUUCAACGGCUCUAUUUGAGGGGACGUUUAGAAAAUUUGCCCCAUUGGAUAACUUCUCUUCAUAACCUGGUGAGAUUGCGGCUUUGGUAUAGCAAGUUAAGGGAUGAUCCAUUGCAAUCCCUUCAAGAUUUGCCCAAUCUGUUAGAAAUUGAACUUUUUAAGGCUUACCGAGGGGAGGAAAUGUGUAUCAAAUCGACAGGGUUUCAGAAGCUUAAGAUAUUAGAGCUUUACAGCUUAGAAGGAUUGAGGUGGGUGAGAAUGGAGAAGGGAUCGUUGCCUCAUCUUGAAAAGCUGACUAUUUGGAAAUGUGAGUUGUUGGAAGAGGUACCCACUGGCAUUCGACAUCUACUAAGUCGGUGAGAUGAUUAGUACUGAUCAGGUCACCUAAUAUUUGCUUUUAUUUUAUUUUUAUAGGAUAACUGAUUUGUUUUUUCUUUUGUUUUUCUUUUUCACUUUUUAAUAUAUUAUGUUAUUUUAUUUUUAUAGAAUAACUGAUUCGGGGUAUUCAGUUGGGAAGGAAAUUAUGUAGAGAGAGAAAUGGAGAAAGCUAGAGUCCUUGGAUAGUUGUUGAGAUCUUCACUAUCUAAUGUUUUGUUUUUAUUUUAUUUUUAUGGAUAACUGAUGUUGUUAUUAUUUUCUCCUUUUCAAGUAAUUAAGUUGUUGUAUAUUGUGUUA